Messenger RNA from Chelonia mydas (Green sea turtle), 4787 nucleotides. RefSeq names its product CASC3 exon junction complex subunit (gene CASC3). NCBI's taxonomy places the organism in Eukaryota, Metazoa, Chordata, Testudines, Cheloniidae. Gene Ontology annotation, cellular component: exon-exon junction complex. The record is from RefSeq and is a predicted model, not a curated record. Bases 30 to 2159 code for a protein of 709 amino acids. Gene Ontology annotation, biological process: mRNA processing. Gene Ontology annotation, molecular function: mRNA binding. The transcript has 13 exons.
UGCGCGCUCCCCACCCCCGACCCUCCAAGAUGGCGGACAGGCGGCGGCAGCGGGCCUCCCAGGACAGUGAGGACGAGUCCGACUCGGCCGCCUCCGACAGCGUCGACUCCCCGGCCGGCGCGGCCCGCUCCGGCUCCCCCGCCUCGCCCCCGAGACCGGCCCGGAGCGCCGCCGGGACCCUGCCGGCCGGGGGCCGGGGCCGCGGGGCCGAGAGCGCGGCCGGGGCCGCCAAGAGCCCGCAGGAGUCCGAGUGUGAAAGUGAAGAUGGCAUCGAAGGAGAUGCUGUUCUCUCGGAUUAUGAAAGUGCAGAAGACUCCGAGGCUGAGGAAGGGGAGUACAGUGAGGAGGAAAGCUCAAAGGUGGAGCUGAAGCAGGAGAGUAACAAUGCCAGUGAAUCCACAGGAAAAGCAGAGAAAGGGGAAGAGAAACCUGACCCGAAAGGUGCUGUGACUGGCGAGAGACAAAGCGGGGAUGGGCAGGAGAGCACUGAACCAGCUGAGAAUAAAGUUGGGAAAAAGGUCCCCAAGCACUUGGAUGAUGAUGAGGAUCGGAAGAACCCUGCUUACAUACCCCGCAAAGGGCUCUUCUUUGAACAUGAUCUCCGAGGACAGGCCCAGGAGGAGGAAGUCAGGCCGAAGGGUCGCCAGCGAAAGCUAUGGAAAGACGAGGGCCGCUGGGAACAUGACAAAUUCCGGGAAGAUGAGCAAGCCCCCAAAAGCAGGCAGGAGCUGAUUGCGCUCUACGGCUAUGACAUCAGGUCAGCUCACAAUCCCGAUGACAUCAAGCCGAGGAGGAUGCGCAAACCACGGUUUGGGAGCCCUCCGCAGCGAGAGCCAAACUGGGCCAACGAGAGGCAAAACAAGCCGCCAAGACACCAGGACUCUGAUAGUGCUCCGCUGCCGACACGAACCUUCAUCAGCCGGCACUCCGCAGGCAUGGGUAGGAUGCCCCCAGCCAGAAAUGUUCCAAGGGUGGGUGGCUACAAAGAGAACCGUCCAAGCUACCGAGCUGUGGAAGCAAACAGCCAGCACCUCUCUCGAACAGGUGAGCAGGCUAAACAUGAGAGCAGUUACCGAGCGAGGCGUGUUGAACAAGCCCCGGAGAGAGACCCCUCUCCUGAAGCGGAGAGUGCGCAUGUUCACAGCAGUCCUGCCAAGAAGGAAGAGAUCAUUUUGGAAAGCCAGACCCCAAGUACAGACUCUGUACAGCCGCCACCAGAUAGACCCAUCGAAAAGAAAUCCUACUCCCGGGCCAGGAGGACCAGGAAUAAAGCUGGCGAUGCAGGAAAGCUGGCAGAUGAAGUUCCGCCUCCAGAAGGAUUGACACCUGUGCCUCCGAAACCAGUGCAGGUCGUGACGCCCCCUCCGCCUGCGAAGGCCGGUAGUUGGGAGACACCAGUAGAAUCCAGCAUGGAUGGACUCGAGCAAGACAUGACUCAGUUGAAUCUAACCGAGCAGUCCUGGACCCAAGGACAGCCUCCGUUCAUACCGCCUCGGGAACUUCGGGGUAUUCCUAAUCAUAUGCACAUGGGAGCUGGACCACCACCUCCGUUUAACAGGAUGGAGGAAAUGGGAGUACAGGGGGGCCGUGCAAAACGUUACUCAUCCCAGCGUCAGCGGCCACCAGUUCCAGAGCCUGCUCCCCCCAUGCACAUCAGCAUCAUGGAAGGGCACUAUUAUGAUCCACUACAAUUCCAGGGACCAAUCUACACACAUAGCGAGAAUCCUGCCCCGUUGCCACCUCAGGGUAUGAUUGUACAGCCAGAAAUGCACCUCCCACAUCCAGGUUUACAUCCACACCAGACACCAGCACCUUUGGCUAACCCUGGCUUAUAUCCUCCACCAGUCUCCAUGCCUCCUGGGCAACCGCCCCCACAGCAGCUGCUCGCACCCACCUAUUUCUCCCCUCCCGGAGUCAUGAAUUUUGGGAAUCCCAGUUACCCCUAUCCCCCAGGAGCACUUCCACCUCCACCACCUCCCCAUCUGUAUCCCAGCACACAGGCCCAGGCCCAGGUGUAUGGAGGGGUCACCUACUACAACACUGUCCAGCAGCAAGUACAGCCGAAACCUUCUCCUCCACGAAGAACAUCCCAGCCCGUGACUAUCAAGCCGCCGCCUCCCGAGCUUCUCGUUGCAGGUUGUAAGCAGGGCUCCAGUUAAUUUGAGUUUCUAAAUACUUUAAAUCUAAACCCACGUACAAAGUAAGUCCCAAGUUGACUCUUGGUUUCCUUUUUGUUUAGAGAAAAAGAUACUUAAAAUCCAGUUCUCACUUAGGAAAUUUUGAUUUCUUGAGAAAAAUAAAUGCUGACCCCUUGACCGUGUAGAGGCUUAAGGGGCAGGUUUAAAGUCUGUACAGAGACGAUGAGAAUCAGUUCUCUGCUGAGUACCAUUUACCCUCUCCAGCGCUACGCACUUGUGUGUGUUUUGGUAUCCUUGUAAAUGUCGUCCAGUGCACCGUAAGAGUUUAGUGAGCCUCAGUCACAGCGUGUGCAGAAUCACAGGGUCUCUUUCCCUGCGUCAGGAGAAGAGGCAGAGGCCUGGGAUCGAUUCCUGGCUCUGCCACAACUCACUAUGUGACCUUGGGCCUUAGUUUCUCCCAUCCAUAAAAUGGGAAGAAUGUGCACCUUUGUUCAGUGCUUUGAGAUCCUCUGAUAACAGGUGCUUCCGAGAUGCCUGGCUUUAACCAGUAACAGUGAGGAAAUCUCGGGUCCCAACUCCUCACUGGCCUAUUUAACUUAACCACUGUGCAGACAGAGUUUGCCUUGAAGCGAGAUCCUGGAGGUUGAAUCUGGUGGCGCAGCCGAGACAAAGGGCGGUGGGAGGAUGAUGGCUGCUUUCUAGUGCCCUGGUGUGGGGAACAUUUGGCCCACCUAGGUGAUAGAAGUGACCCUGUGCUGAGAGCUUGUGAAUGGUGUGGAGAGCGUGCUAACCUUGUGGCUUGCAUCCUCCCCUCUAGGACAGCACAAGUGAAAAAUCGAAGGAAAGGAGCAAUACGUAGGGACACCCACCUCAGAAGUUCCAGCCCCGGAAUCGGCACCGCCAGCAAGCAGGAAGCUCUGACUCAAGAGACGUCCCCUUCGCCGUGCUUAGGUGAGGCCAGCGGGCCCCCACCUGCAGCGCCCUGCCGCAUCAGUAUUGUGCCCAGGGCCGGGCACUCUUCCCUCUUAGGUGUUUAGUGGGGCUCUCCUGCAGACCGCCUCUCUCCCCGCUGCCCCCAUUCACUGGGUCAUGGAGGGCGUUGAAAUACUGAACACAAGGGUCGCUCCUUAGUUACAAGUUCUUGUGAUUCCCCUUCCCCUGUUAUUAAAUGUUUGACCUUUUCCCAUCGUAGCAUAUUGAAUGAAGCUGGCUUGGUUCUGUCCUGGUUUUUUGUUUUAAAAAUGAACUGGCCCUUUCUGUUAAGCUGGCUAUAGGAAUCUCUGUUGGUCAGAUAGCCAGGAAUGUAACCACCUCCCCAAGGAAAAAUCUGAUGUUACUUUGUUUCUUCAACUCUGAAAUUAGCAAGUUUAUUUCUGACAUUGUUUAAGCUUAGAUGUCUGGGAGAGGGCCGCUGAGUGUUAGCAGUCUGACAGGAACACGCUGGCCGUUGUCACCACUUAAUUUAGAAGCUCCUCCUCUUUCUUUCUGGAGCGAGCCCUGCUGGUAACUGUGUUGUGGGAAGUUUCUGUUGUCCAAGUGUGUGCAAACUCUCAACCUGAAACAGACUGGAAGCAGCAUGCGCCGAGGCAGGGCAAAGUCCAGUCUCGGCUGCCCCACCAGUGCACGCUGCAUCCAGCAAAGGCAGAGUUCCUGCUGCCUUGGGACUCUCCACUAAAUGGGACCCAAAGAGGAGCAUGCAGCUUUCCAGGCAUGCCCUUGGCUUUCUGAAGAGCUGUCCUCUUGCUUGCAGGCUGCUUUUCCUUCAGCCUUGUUCUUGGGCAAACCGGCUCGGCAGGAUAAGCCUGUGUACAAUUUGUACCCAGCACUUGGGUGUUGCUUCUGUGUAAAUGGAAGGUGAUGCAACCAGCCUUAACAGAUCCACUUCCAAGGACGGGGGCUGCUCGGUCUGAUCCCCAGGGAGGAACACUUGCUGUGCACAUACCAUAAAUGGGUUCCUCUCCCAUUAGCUCUGAAAUAGCCUUGAUCCCUGUUUUAGGAGUCCGAAGCCUGGCCCUGCAGCACUGUGGUUGAUGGAGCAGCCUGGCUUGCCCAUGCUGCAGCGAUCUGCGGUCGCGUCUCUGCAGCAUAGAUCCUGCAGGGACCGCUGCACCGCUCCCAGCUACACUCAAACUUGGCUUUGGCCUCUCAGCUGUUUGCAAAUUGCGUUAGGGGAACUUGGCACAAAGGUUGCUAAUUCAGCCCUGGACACGUUGGGGCAGCGCGCAUCUGAGUCCUUCAGCGAGUUACUAUAAAGCAAGCGGUGUCUUGGCCUGUGAAUUCCCAGCCACGGGGAGAGGGAGGAAGAGCCCCCACCUGCCUGUUUCGGGUUGAGAGCGUUUCACGCAGAUGUGGCUUUCGAAUGGAAGUACUUUUUUGUUGGUGUUUGUAAUUUAACAACCUUUUGUACUUAGUUGAAAUUAACUCAAAUGGCAUUUUAAAACAAAUCCUUUACAUUUUAAAUGUAAACUGUUUCUCUGCCUUACGGCUGAAAUGUAUCAUUUAACAUAUCGGUCGCGGGACUGAUGUUCUAGUCCUAACAACACUGUGAUGGCUUUUUUGUUUUGUUUUUGUUCCUGUUCUUUUGGAGUGCGCACUUGUAACCAACAUUGUAAUGACUUGGUGGAGAUGACAUUACAUCUUAGAAAGUAA